UUUGAGUUUGGCCCAACUCCAUGUCCCCUGGCUCCCCAUUGCAGUCCAGCUCAGUGGCACCGAGCUUCAGUGAGUGAGCAAGAGAUUGCGCCAUGGCCGCUACCACCACCGACGCCGCCGCCGGCGGCGGUCUGGUCCUCCUCCUGCUCUCCCACCUUGCGGUGGCGGUGGUGGUCGCCGGCGACCCUCUCCUCCUCGCGUGCGGCGCGCCAGCCGCCAUCACCCUCCCCGACGGCCGCGUCUUCCUCCCGGACUCCAAUGUCUCCAUCUCACCGGCCCACGCCUCCCGCGCCACCACCACCACGGCGUCCUCGCCGCUCUACUCCACGGCGCGCGCCUUCUCCGCCGAGGCCACCUACUCCCUCCCCGUCCCCCGCUCGCCCCACCGCCACCUCCUCCUCCGCCUCCACUUCCCCCAGCCCGCGCAGUUCGCCGUCGCCGCGGGCGACCUCGAGCUCGUCUCCGGCGCCCGUCCGGCCUCUCGUGCAACCACGGGCCGCCACCGCUACCGCGAGUACCUGCUGCCGCACCGCGGCGGCGGAGGGCUCCUGCGCCUCCGCGUCUCGCCGCGCCCGGGCUCCCUCGCUCUCCUCAGCGCCGUCGAGCUCCUCCCGGCGCCGGACGCCCUGCUCCCGCUCCCGCUCAGCCCGCCGGAGCCUUUCCGGCUCGCCCAGACCUGCUACCGCGUCAAUGCCGGCGCGGCGAGCGGGGAGGCCUCGCUCAACGACUCCUUCUGGAGGCUGUGGGAGGGGGACGCCGCGUACCUCCUCAACCCCGCGGCCGCGCGCUCCGUCUCCGUCGACCCGGCCAGCGUCCGCUACCCCGCGGGGGGCGCCCCGCCGUACGCCGCUCCGGCCGCGGUGUACGCCGACGCGCAGGAGAUGGCCGACGCCGGCGUGGGCAACCAGCGGUUCAACCUCUCCUGGGCGUUCCCCGUCGACCCGGGCUUCCGCUACUCCGUCAGGCUGCACCUCUGCGACAUCGUCGGCCGCAACUCCACCGACCUGGUCUUCGACGUCUACAUCAACGGCGGCGCCGUGCUCAGCUCCUUCGAUCUGUCCGGCAAGCUCGGGCUGUUCAACGCCUACUUCGUGGAUUUCAUCGCCGAUGCACCGCCAGGGUCCGAGAAAAUCUUGCUGCAGCUUGGGCCGCCUCGUCUGUCAUACUCGAAGCCGAAUGCCAUCCUCAAUGGCGUCGAGAUCAUGAAGCUCGGUGACCGGGAGGCGGUGCGCCGUGUCGACGCCCUCAACACCGCUCAGACAUCGAAGGCCGCGCGCAAGAAGAAGAUUGCGGUUGUCACCGCCGCAACCGCCGGCGGAGCAACGCUCAUCGCCAUCUGCAUCGCGGGGACGCUGCUGCUCCUCAGGCACCGCCGGCGGGGUAAGAAACAACGGCGGUCCCUCGGCCGGCCGCCGUCCUCCUCCAUAGGCCUCCACACGCACACCGGCGUCUCCGCGUCCAAGGUCUCAGCCGCUACUAGAAGCCACAGCCGCCCAUCCUCGGGGCCGUCCCUCAGCAUCGGCCAGAUACGGCGGGCGACCGGCGACUUCGACGAGGGCCGGGUGGUCGGCGUCGGCGGGUUCGGCAAGGUGUACAGGGGGGUCCUGGAGAACGGCACGGCGGUGGCCGUGAAGCGCGGGAACCCGCGGUCGCAGCAGGGCCUGCAGGAGUUCCGCACGGAGAUCGAGAUGCUGUCCAGGCUCCGGCACCGGCACCUGGUGUCGCUCAUCGGGUACUGCCACGAGGACAACGAGAUGGCGCUGGUCUACGAGUUCAUGGCCGGCGGGCCGCUCCGGAGCCACCUCUACGGCGCUCCCGGCGCGCUCCGGCCGCUGUCGUGGAAGCAGAGGCUCGAGGCCUGCAUCGGCGCGGCCAAGGGCCUGCAUUACCUUCAUACCGGCGUCUCCGAGACGAUCAUCCACCGGGACGUGAAGACCACCAACAUCCUCCUCGACGGGAACCUCUCCGCCAAGAUCUCCGACUUCGGGCUGUCGAUGCCGGCGCCGGCCGCCGAGCAGGCGGCGCGCGACGUCGGCGCCGCCGCCGCCGCCGCGGUGAAGGGCAGCUUCGGGUACCUGGACCCGGACUACCUGAGGCGGCAGACGCUGACGGACAAGUCGGACGUGUACUCGUUCGGCGUGGUGCUCCUGGAGGUGCUCUGCGCCAGGCCGGCCGUCGACCCGGCGCUGCCCCGCGAGCAGGCGAGCCUCGUGGACUGGGCGAUGCCGCGGCAGAGGCUCGGCGAGCUGGAGAGGGUGAUGGACCCCCGGCUCGCGGGCGGCGUCGGCGCCGCCUCGCUGCGCAAGUUCGGCGAGACCGCGGAGAAGUGCCUCGCGGAGUACGGCGCCGAUCGGCCGGCGAUGGGCGACGUGCUGUGGAGCCUGGAGCGCGCGCUCCGGCUGCAGGAGGCGUUCCUGAGCACCGGCGGAGAGGGGAGCAGCAGCAUUGCGUACGGCGGGCAGGGGCUUCCGGGCAGGGUUCGUCCGGUGGACGGCGAUGCUGAAGAUGGUGCGGACGCUGGGGUGGCAACAAGGGUCUUCUCACAGAUAUUGGAUCCAAGGGGAAGGUAGAUGCUGCUGCUUGGGAGGUGGCCUGACAGUUGACAAAAAAUACUUGUUUUUCUGCGGUUCAGUAUCGUAUUUCCGUUGAAAUUGCUGGUGUUCUGGUCGUAAGAUGAUGGAAGGAAAUAACGACUCGCUACCGUUUUAAUCUGCUUUCAGCACCAUCAGUGGAAGAAUACGAUAAAAGGUAGUGCCAUACUGUCAGCAAAAACUA
Molecule: messenger RNA, 2775 nt
Organism: Triticum dicoccoides
Lineage: Eukaryota; Viridiplantae; Streptophyta; Magnoliopsida; Poales; Poaceae
Product: receptor-like protein kinase THESEUS 1
Exons: 1
Coding region: 93-2570 (825 amino acids)
Biological process (GO): protein phosphorylation
Molecular function (GO): ATP binding; protein kinase activity
Source: RefSeq, a predicted model, not a curated record